AUUUCUUUCCCAUCUUUUUGUUUGGGUAAUCAAAACCAAUAGACUAAAGGGAACGAUUUUCUUUUCUUUCCCAUCUUCAUCCAGCUAAAACCCUCUAUCCAUCUGUCAGAGAAAAUGGUUUCUGUUUCUUGCUCUUGUGCGGUUUCUAGCUUUUGCUCCGUAGAAUAUAGAGCUCCUUCCUUUUGUGCCGGAAGUCAUGUGCGACUCACUACCCGUGCGCUUCAAAUCGGACAAGGUUAUUUCCUAAACUUGAAGAAUAAAAGUCCUCACCGGUUCGCUGUUUCCGCUGUUGUGGAUGAUAAAAGUGUUGUAACGCCUAAAGAGAAGAAAGACGAAAGUGUGGUAGAUGAGCAGAAGAUGGUCAAAGUUUGCGACAAGCUAAUUGAGGUUUUCAUGGUUGACAAGCCCUCACCAUCUGAUUGGCGAAGGCUGCUCGCUUUCAGCAAAGAAUGGGAUAGCAUCCGUCCCCAUUUCUACAAAAGGUGUCGGGAUCGAGCUGAUUCUGAGGAGGCUAACCCUGAGAUGAAGCACAAGGUUCUUCGUCUUGCAAGAAAGCUAAAGGAGGUUGAUGAAGACGUUCAAAGGCACAAUGAGCUUUUAAAUGUCAUCAAGACGACAUCACCUGCUGACAUUGGCCAACUUGUUGCCAGGCGACGUAAAGAUUUCACUAACGAGUUUUUCGACCAUUUGCACACUGUUGCCGAAUCCUACUAUGACAAUCCGGAUGAGCAGACUGUCCUUGCAUCACUUGGGAAGUUGUGUAUCGCGGCUGUACAAGCUUAUGACACUUCAACAGAAAGUAUUGAUGCACUAAACGCCGCGGAAAUGAAGCUGCAAGACAUAAUCAAUUCACCUUCUCUUGAUGCUGCCUGCAGAAAGAUUGACAGUUUGGCUGAGAAGAAUCAGCUUGACUCGGCUUUGGUUCUUAUGAUCACAAAAGCUUGGUCUGCUGCAAAGGAAUCCAACAUGAUGAAAGAUGAGGUGAAAGACAUAUUGUAUCAUUUGUACGUUACGGCCAGAGGGAAUCUGCAGAGGCUUAUGCCUAAAGAGGUGCGAAUACUCAAGUAUCUACUAUCCAUAGAGGAUCCCAAGGAACAGAUGAGCGCUCUACAAGACGCUUUUACCCCUGGAGAGGAGCUUGAAGGGACUGAUGUAGACUACUUGUACACGACGCCUGAGCAUUUGCAGAGCUUGAUAAAAACGGUGCUGGAGGCGUAUCAUUUCAGUAGAGAAGGGAGUUUAGUGAAGGAAGCCAAGGACCUUAUGCAUCCUGAGCUUAUCGCCAAAAUGGAACAACUCAAGCUGGUUGUUGAGAAGAAAUAUAUGUGAUUUGAGAUUAUAAAGAUCCUAAGCUCUCUGUUUUUUUUUUAGUUUUUUAGUUUUUAUUGUCGUGUAUGUAUAUUGUGUUUUACAUUCUCCAGGUUUCACUACUAGUUCACAAAUAUUCGAUACCA
Messenger RNA from Brassica oleracea var. oleracea, 1454 nucleotides. RefSeq lists its product as uncharacterized. NCBI's taxonomy places the organism in Eukaryota, Viridiplantae, Streptophyta, Magnoliopsida, Brassicales, Brassicaceae. Gene Ontology annotation, cellular component: chloroplast thylakoid membrane; chloroplast envelope. Bases 115 to 1329 code for a protein of 404 amino acids. The transcript has 5 exons. The record is from RefSeq and is a predicted model, not a curated record.